AUGGGUUCGCCAUCGUUGGUGACGACGCGUGCUUGGGAGAGGAGCUUGGCCUUCUCUCCCCAAGCUCCCUCCUCUUCUCGUCCUUCCCUUCGAGUUCGAAGGGCUCAACCCCUGACUCUGCCUUCCGCCCUCUGCUUCCCAUCCAAGCAGAGGUGAGGCUCCCCUCUCGUCUUCGCCUUCAUGGUCCUUUAUUUUCCACAUGAUCGCCAUGUUUAGCCAUGGUUUGAUGCUUUUAAUGACACUCUUCGUGUUCUAUCUCUUGUUCUUCAGUCUGUCGGCUGCUGCCCACGUCCGUAGCUGCCGCCCAAUUGCCGCCUGCUUGAAGACCACUUCGAGCUUGGGGAUCCCCGACGAGAAUGGCUACUCUCUGGGGGAUUCCGUGCCCAGCCCUUCUUCCUCCUCCUCCUCACAUGCGGUAAUUGAAUCCUACAUUACGUGGAUUUUUUUCCGGUAAAUCUUCAAGAAUGGAAGAAAAAAAGUAUUCUGAAAACUUUGCGUGGCUCAUAAUAAUUCCACAUUCGGGCGCGUUUUCUCAAAAAACUUUUUAUUCUCUAACUCAUUUCUUCUCACCCGGAUCCCCUUCUUAGCUGAAAAUUCUGAAGAGCCAUGAUUCGAUUAUUUUCUAUGGCUAUUUUCCGAUUUUCUCUUACCUAUUCGAACUGUCUGGCCCAGCUUUUGCUUAACUUGGGUUGUUCUCUGCUCACUUCACUCUCGAUUGACUGACAUGGCGGAUGCUGCACUGCUCCAGUAUGGUUUGGUGGGUCAUGCCACACCUCUCCUGUGCACGACUGACAAAGCCCAGGUCGCGUUUGGGGUGGAACCUGUGGGGAUGUAAUCUAUGGUCCAUGACCUUAUACAAAUUCGUUGAGAUCUCACAUAAACAACCUGCAUGCAUUGAUCAAUUUUUUUGUUUGUUUUGUUUUGAUCUGUGUGCAUUCAAUUCUAGGGUGGAUUGUUCGAUUGAGUCUUAGAAACUUCCAGUUCUUAGUGUUUGGAUUGAAGAAAAAUACAAGAGCAAGCCUGUGAUGAAAUCUUUGAUUUAACAUAUUCCUGCAACGAAUUUGUGUCAGGCCAUGAACCUUAGAUCUCCAUUUUUCUCUAUCAUUCUUGUAUUUAAUUGGGCAUGCUUAUUAUUUUCCUAUUUUGUUCGUCAUUCUUUAGAAAUGUUCAAUUUUUUUACUUUUUCUUUUCCUCGUAAAUUUCUUGCAAAUAUUAUGGUCACGUUUUCUUGAGCACAUUUGAAACCGUCGUCCUCUACAGUUUUCAAUUUUUAUGGCGUCUGUAUCAACAUCUAUGGGACUUUGUACAUAUGAGCGAAUGUUUCAAUUAUAAAAUGAAUUAAAAGUUACUUGGCAACUGAUGAUGUUCAGUUUUAGUAAUGUUAUCUAGUAGAUCAUUAAGUAGGGAAGUUGCAAAGAUUUUCCAUUUAUUUCAAAAGAUGGUAUUAACUUCAGCUGUUUCUAUCCCAUAACUUUAAUGCACAUUAUCAACAAGACUGAUGCCGAAUGUAUAUCUAUUAAUGGGGGAUGAUUUUUUGUUCUACAAGCUUGAUUUUUCUUUGAUAAUUUCUUCUGUUCUUCCAUGUCAAACAAGACGGGUCAUGUCAAUUGCAGUAGCAUCCAUAUGAGCUCUGAUCACAAAGCCGUGGACAAAACGAGCACACAUAAGACGACCACGCCUAUACUAUUCUGUCAUCAUUUUCUUCUGUUAGUCAACGGAGUGAAAGAUCUUCUAAGAUAAUAUCGUGGCUAUGAUUUUAUUAGAAAACCCAUAUGCUGAAUAACAUUGUGAAGUUUGUUUUAUUUUAUUUUAUUAAGGUUUUUUAUUCAUGCUUCGCGUUGACAUAAACCAGGAAGCAGCUUCUGAUAUAAGGUUGCCUAGAAGGAAUUUGCUGGUGCAAUUUACAUGCAAUUUAUGUGGAGAAAGGACUCAAAGAAUAAUAAACCGAGUGGCCUAUGAUCGAGGGACCGUCUUUUUGCAGGUAUUAAAAUCAUUUAUUUCUUUGUCUUCCUUUAAUUGCAUCAUAAUGCUCAUAGAGUUCUUGAAAAGGGGUCACUUCCCACUCUCCUCACAUUUUCUCCUCAUUGCUGUGCUUGACUUUUGGAGAUAUGAUUUAUAUAUCAGCGAAUGAAUAAUCUGACGAAGAAAUCAGACCUAGAAUUGGACGACUAUUGGUCGAUUGACUUAUGUAUGAAAAAGGGUUGUCUCCCUUUUCUCUCUUCCUCUUCUUUGAUCUUCUCUCUAACACCAAAGUCAACAUGGUUGAGUUAUUCACACCUCAGGAGAAUUAAUGAAGACAGAAGAAGUAUGAACCAUCAUCCAAGUUGACAACACAUUGGCCCAAACUAUUAAGAAGUAAUUCUCUUUUUAUUAAGCAUUUUUAUUUAUUAAAUAUUAAAGAGGUUAUAAAUAAUGUCUUGUAACCCUAGAAAUGGCGGAGGAAGAAUAUUUUUUUUGUGAUUUUACCAUCCGAUCCAUCCUUGCGUUUGGGUUGUUGGAGGAUCUCGCUCCCAAUGUGGGUGCGGGUCAAUGCUUAUUAUCUUCAUGGUACAAACCAACAUACAUAUAGAUGAUCAUCCGUUUCUUUCUUUAAAAAAAUAAAUAAAUAAUAAUUCACUCGAUUUGAAUAAUUUUUCAAUUGAUGCUUAUUUUUAAUCGAGUUUUAAGUUAUUUUUUGUUAUCCUAAUGAUUCCAUGUGUGGAGCAGCUUUUGUUGCUACAAAUUCCAAUCAUACUCUCACUUUUUGCGAGUGAUUUCUCUCCUCCUGUUACUCUUCAUAAUUCAUAACAAUAUCAAUUAUUAUUAUUAUUAUUAUUAUUAUUAUUAUCAUUUGGGAAUAACAUGGUUAAUUACUUGCAGAAUAAUUUUAGAAUUAGUGCUUAUUUUUAAUCGACCAUUAAGUUAUUUUUUGAUCUUGAAGAAUGUUUAUCCAACGAAUCCUGGAGCAGUUUUUGUUGCAAUGAAUUCUAAUCAUACUCUCACCUUUUGUGAAUGAUUUCUCUCCUCCUAUUAUUCUUCAUAAUCCAGAAAAAUAUUAAUUAUUAUUAUUAUCAUUUGGGAAUAACAUGGUUAAUUACUACAGUGUGCAGGAUGUAAAGUGUACCACAAGCUCGUGGACAACCUCAACCUUGUGGUUGAGUAUGACUUGCGUGAUGACAGAGAUACAUCUGAUGAUGCUGGCGGAUAG
This is a messenger RNA of Spirodela intermedia, 3187 nucleotides long. Lineage: Eukaryota; Viridiplantae; Streptophyta; Magnoliopsida; Alismatales; Araceae. The record is from the annotation of a GenBank genome assembly.